Messenger RNA from Macrobrachium nipponense, 387 nucleotides. RefSeq names its product major centromere autoantigen B-like. Bases 1 to 387 code for a protein of 128 amino acids. Lineage: Eukaryota; Metazoa; Arthropoda; Malacostraca; Decapoda; Palaemonidae. The transcript is spliced from 3 exons. The record is from RefSeq and is a predicted model, not a curated record.
AUGCCGUCAUACAUAACCCUGAGUAAUGGGGACGAAUACUUCAAGCAUCUCCGCCGGAGAUAUUUAAAUGCGCGCUUGCCUUCUUGGGAAGAAGAAGAAGAAGAGGAAGAAGAAGAAGAUGAAAAAAGGGCGCUCUGGGGGUUGGGAGGAGGAGGCUGGGCGGCGGUAGGAGGAGGAGAAGGAGGAGAAGAAGGAACCGAUAAGAAGAAGAAGAAGAAGAAGAAGAAAUGUCCGGCGGUCGAGGAAAAUGAAGGGAAUAAGAAAGAGGGAGAUGAUGAUGAUAAUGAUGAUGACGAGGAGGAGGAGGAGGAAAAGGAGGAGAUGGUCAUGAAGAGAAGUUUGAGGAUGAUAAUGAUGACGAAGAGAGACAAUGAAGUCGUCGAGUAA